AUGUACCCGCUUCUCCUCCAGGGCCAUGACAGGCCACUCACUUGGGUUCAAUUCAACAGAGAUGGAGACCUUAUGUUCACAUGCGGCAAGGACGCGAAGCUCUCUUUGUGGCGGACAGAAGACGGCAUCCGCAUAGGCACGUACGACGUGGGCAAAGCGGUGGUUUGGGCCUGCGACUGCACUCUGGACUCUUCGCGUCUUGUUGCUGCUUCUGGAGAUCAAAAGAUUCUCAUUUUCGACGUUUGCAGCGGCGCUUUGCUCAACGAGAUUGCAGAACAGGGGCCCUGCAAGUUUGUGGAGUGGUGCCGCAUGCCCACCCAGCAGAACAAGUUCGUCCUCGCCCACGACAACUUCGGGGCCAACCAGAAGGGCAUUAAGGCUUGGAGGGUGGACGGGGAGACCCCGAAGCGGCUGUGGAUUCAAGACGACUUUGCUGCAAGGUGUAUUCAAGUCCACUGGGGCCCCUUCGACGAGACAGUAAUAUCAACUCACGAAAACGGGGACAUCAUGGUGUGGGACGCUGCAACCGGCGAGUACAUCAGCGAGCUGCGCGGCCACAAGUCCCUCAUCACUUGCAUGAGUUUCUCUGACGACAGAAUGCUGGCCCUCACGAGCUGCUCAGACGGCACAGCAAAGUUGUGGUCAACGAAGGACUGGGAAUGUUUGAAGGCAAGUUGCCGCUGCGUUGCUGCUGCUGCUGCUGCUGCUGCUGCUGUGGGCAUUGCUGCUGCUCCUCUGGGUUUCCGGCUGCGGCUUGUGUACCGUCGUGAACUGCGGCAGCUUGAGUGGUUUGGCGAGUUGGGUUUUGAAUUCAUGGCGAGCGGCGAAGGCAAGUUCGAGGCGCUGCUGUACCACGUUGUGCGCGGCGAAGAAAUCGCCAGCUGCAAAGGCCACUUCGGGCCGCUGCACACGCUGGCUUGGAAGCCCGACGGCAGCGGCUACGCCUCUGGCGGCGAAGACGGCUACGUCCGUCUGUACUCCUUCGACGAGGAGUACUUCACCGACGACAAGUUCCAGUGA
This is a messenger RNA of Eimeria necatrix, 1020 nucleotides long. RefSeq names its product eukaryotic translation initiation factor 3 delta subunit, putative. Gene Ontology annotation, cellular component: eukaryotic translation initiation factor 3 complex, eIF3m. The record is from RefSeq and is a predicted model, not a curated record. The coding region runs from base 1 to 1020 and encodes 339 amino acids. Gene Ontology annotation, molecular function: RNA binding; protein binding; translation initiation factor activity. Lineage: Eukaryota; Apicomplexa; Conoidasida; Eucoccidiorida; Eimeriidae. The transcript has 9 exons. Gene Ontology annotation, biological process: cytoplasmic translational initiation.